Molecule: messenger RNA, 2101 nt
Organism: Gaeumannomyces tritici R3-111a-1
Lineage: Eukaryota; Fungi; Ascomycota; Sordariomycetes; Magnaporthales; Magnaporthaceae
Exons: 4
Coding region: 215-1663 (482 amino acids)
Source: RefSeq, a predicted model, not a curated record
GCACGACGCCCCCCGUCGAGUCCCUGUACCGGGGGGGCUGUCGACGGGGAUCAUCGUGUCUGUAGGUAUUAAAAUCCAGACCCGCCAUCAACUAAGAGAGUUCCCACAAUGCCCUUUGUGUCCCCCUUCAUUCAACCUUUCCCAGAGUGAACAAAACUCCACAAGCUCACGUCCAACUGCGAGUGUGUGCUGCGCCCGCCGCCACAAGACGCAAAUGGACGCCUUCGAGACCGUGGGCGGCAUGUUCCAGAACUCGGGCGUCUGGGGCCUGUUCUCCUGGCUGGCCACCAGCAUCUACUUCCUGCUGGGCAUCAACCUGACGUCGCGGCCGGCCGUGUCGGUCCGCCUCACCCUCGUCGGCACGUACCCACAGUUCCGCCUGCACAAGGACGACAUCAACAACUUUUUGCAGUCGCUCUUCGAGCCCGGCCUGCGCGACUGGGCCUGCGUCGAGUGCGAGGUCCAGACUGGCCGCGAGGGCAUCAGCAAGCCCACAAUAGCGGUCAAGCUCAGGCACAGGAGAUGUCUCGAGGGUGAUGCAAACCACAUUAUUUUGCUGCGGCAGCUUGCUCAUAACCUCACGGGCCAGUUCCGCCAUGGGCCGCACAAGUUCCGUGUGGCCCCAGAGUGGAGGCUGUCCAGCAUGACGCCCGUCCAGCGCGGCUUCGGCAGCUACUUCACCCUGAUGCAGCUCAAGAAGAUGCACGAGGCCUCGAUUCUGAGGGCCAGCAAGGCCGACAAGAAGGGGGUAAAGAGGAUAAAGCGUAAAGACUCUGCGAACGAGGUGCUGCUACUGGCAGACAGCUUCUUCCAGAGCUUUGGAGACCUCAUUGUGUUUCUGUCGGACGAGGAGAUUGAAGAGUUCCUCUCCGACAUGAAGAGGCCCGAGCUCGCAAAGGUGACCAGCCUGCUGAGGCGGAUCGUCGACCACCAGAAGAAGCGUGAAGACGACGCGAUCGAGGGAUCCGUGGUCGAGGCGUCCACGAUGGAGACGCGCGACGUCAUCCGGGCCGUCGUGGUCCGGAUGGACGAGCUGGCCAGGCACGGGCAGCAGCUCAAGGAGUCGGUCGACUGCCUGGACCCCAAGCGCGGCUCGGGCGACGAGAUGGAGCAGGUGUCGCAGGCCCUGGCCGGCGUCAUGGCCAACAACGCGGCUUUCAUCGGCGCCGUCGGCAUGCUCUCGCGCAACCUCGAGGCCUCGCGCCGCUACUGGGGCCAGUGGGCCACGGCCCUGUGGACCGUGGGCCUGGCCCUGAGCCUGGCCGGCGUCUUCUUCCCGCCCGCCUUCCUCGGCGCCAUGGGCGCCAGCGUCGCCGCCAUGAGCAGCCAGAGGAGGUGGAAGCGGAAGGCGCGGCAGGACGACCUGGUGAAGAAGAUCCAGGAAGCCAGCGGCGAGCUCGGGAUCCACAACGCCUCGUGCAGACUCUACAUCCUGACCGUCAUCUCGCACGCGGGUCACUUCUUCAUGUCGGGCACCGACGAGUACCGCAAGUACCGCGAGCUGCUACGCAAGUACUUCCAGGUCGACCCGGGCGCCGACAACAAGCAGGUCGCGGCCCUGGUCAAGGAGACGGGCAACCGCAUCCGCAACAAGAUCUGGCUCACGGGCGGCGAGGUGCGCUUCCUGGCGAGGAAGUACAAGGUGCCCCUCGCCGACUGGUGAGAAGGGAUACGAGUUGAGAGGGUUUGAGAUUAGAAAAAUGACGCGUUUGUUUGAUGACGACUUAUGAGCUUGGGAUAAAAUAUGCGGGAGCGGUGGAAAGGCGCAAGCUGGUCUUGGCCGUCUACCAGGGGGGACUGUUGUGAACUACAUCAGGAUCUCCCCUUUAUGACUGACCCUAUACACGCAACACUGGGUUGCUGGCACGCCUGUUCCCUUUGUCUCCCCUUUUUGUAUACGAUCUAGAAUAGGGUACAUAGCCGACGGAUUCACGGCGAAACGGCAAACGAGAAUGAGAAAACGACGACAUGAUGAUAGCUCUGGGCCUGUUGGGAUUGCGUGUUGCUAGCUUAUUUUGAGAGCAUUGAUUGUGGUUCAUUCUAGAUUACGUAUUCAUCUACAAAAGAAAAAGGGCCAUGUAUUGCCCAAGCAAAUGACAAC